Culicoides brevitarsis is the source of this 2223-nucleotide messenger RNA. RefSeq names its product nuclear migration protein nudC (gene nudC). Bases 88 to 2115 code for a protein of 675 amino acids. The record is from RefSeq and is a predicted model, not a curated record. Gene Ontology annotation, biological process: protein folding. Lineage: Eukaryota; Metazoa; Arthropoda; Insecta; Diptera; Ceratopogonidae. Gene Ontology annotation, cellular component: cytoplasm. The transcript is spliced from 6 exons.
GUAAGUGACUUCGCGAAACUUCCUAACAACAAAUAUCAGUUAAUUUCGUAGUAAAUUAGAGAGAAAUAUUCAAACAAACGCGCAAAAAUGUCCGAUAACAGCGAGAUGUUUGACGGGGUUUUACUCGGCCUGGCCGAAAAACAUCCUGGAGGUGUUCCCGAUUUAUUAAAGACAAUUGCCGAGUUUUUGGGCCGCAAGACAGAUUUCUUCACUGGCGCCGGCGAGGACGUCUGGAAAAAGAUGUUGCUCAGUAUUUUCGAGGAGGCAGCCAAAAAGUCCGUGGCUGAGCACAAGGAAAAGAUGGCAAAACGUGCCGAGGCCGAACGCAAACGCAAGGAGGAGCAAGCAAAGAAGGCAAAAUUGGAAUCCGAUCAAUCCGGUGUCACGGAGUUGACGGAAGAGGAAGCUGAAGCCUUACAAAAGGAGAUUGAUGCAAAGAAAAAUCCUACCUCUGUCGAAUCAACUUCGAAUGAACCAAAGAAGAAAAAGGUUGCACCAGUCAAAUCUGCACCCGGAGAAGAACUUUCGAAACCGAUUGAAGCCACUGGAGACGCCGAAGACGAUAAGGAAGUUGGUAAAUUAAUGCCAAACAGUGGAAAUGGAGCAAACAUGGAGAAAUACUCAUGGACACAAACAUUGUCAGAAGUUGAGACAACGUCAGAUAAGGAUUUAGAUGGCACCGAGGGCGAAACUUCGGAUUACGUGGAAUCGGACGACGACGAGGAGUUCUCGUCCGAUGAUGACGAUGAUAACGAAGCGAAUAAAACGGUGAUUGAAGUAAAUUGCGGCGAUACCGAAGACGAAAUCGAAUUGAAAAUUGUCGAUGAGAAGGAAAUCGAUAAAGACGUCAAGGUGCCAGAGAAGCAAAGCCAGAAGUUUGUCUCAUUCGGGUAUUUCGUGGUCAGAUCGCGAAACGAGCAACUACGAAACUUCUGGCCCCCACCAAAAGUCCAUUUGAAGAAAUUGAGAUUGGAUCAUCAUCCGCCGCAGAAUAUUUUCCCGGGAUGCUACCAACUUCCGUUGCUCAUUGAGCAAAUGUACGACGAACUGGAGAGAAAUCAUCCCAUUUUCACAUCUUUGGUAUCGGAGUCGGCUUUUGCUUAUUAUUGUGCUGUCGUUGUCUACAAUCGCAUUUUGCAUCUGCGAAAAAUGAACGGAGAAGUUUUGACAACGGACGAGAUGAAAUUUAUUAAGCAAGUUGACGCCUUGAACCUGCGUGUCCCAUGUUUGCUGCAAUGUUACAUCGCUGGCAUGGGAAAUGUCACGAUCCAAGAAGGGCAUAUUCGGGAAAAAUUCCGUUUCAAGACACACCCGAUCACGUACGUCACCGCUGCAGACAGUUCGAUGGGCUGGUUUGGACGCGUUGCUGCCGAAACGCACUUUUUGUACCAAAAAUACCCCUGUUUGACGGUAUUUGCCAAGCGCAUUGUCGAAGAAGUGGGUUUCGAGAAGGGAAAUAGCCCGGUUUGGAAUUUGCCGGAAGAUAUUGCCCCCGCGAACGAAGAAGCAGGAUUCCCCUCGGAAAAUCUCCUCGGCUAUGGGCCAUUGCAACCGUUGCGUGCCAGUCAAAAGAUUUUCCUGAAACGCUGUGGCAUUAGUGAACCACGUUUCCCAACGGCAAACGACACUUUUUGCCUUUGCUUGAAGCUGCUUUCGGAAAUUCGCAGAGAACUCGUGGCCGAAAAGCAGUUGAAACUCUUUUCGUCGAAGAUUCACGGAGAAAAUGGAUCGGUAGCGCAAUUGCCGUAUCACCGUUUGACUGAAAUACCAAAAUCCGACAUGCAAAGUGACAUUGCUCCCAUCGAAGCGGACGGACCUUUUCGUCAAUUCUCGAAAUAUCGGUUCCCAAAUGCUUUGCACGUGGCCAGCUUGAAGUUCCAGUACCAGAUUGAGUGCGUCGUCAAAAAUGACGGGCCAAAUUUGUGGAGCAUUUACGACUUUGAUGGCUUUCAAAAGGUUCCGAUUGAUUGGUGCGAGACCAUGAAGUCGCAAAAUAACGGAAAAAUUGACAAAGAGGUCAAUUACAGCACACAAGACCAGGAUUGGGCUGAUUUGGUGAACUUCAAUUUUGACAUUAACGCUAAAGAAUGGUUGCGUCCCUUCAAACGUAAUUAACUCAUGAAAUUACGUAGCAAAGUUUCCUUAAAAAAUAUAUUUUCUAAAUGAACAAGAAAUAUUACACUGACUUAAAAUAUUGAAAUACCAUUAAAACUACUUGAUGUA